UUCUGUGUGACUCCCUAGAGAGGCUGUAGCUGGCCUCAGAGAACUCAAGGUGUCGUGUGUGGCCCUUCCUAGUUUUGAACCAGCGGUAUUUGGAGACACUUGCCAUGCUUGAUAUCAAACAGCAGAAGGUGGCUCUGGAGAACAUGGCUCAGGAGGACAGUGCCUUUACAGAGGUAUCCGGACUCGAGCUUGCAGUUCUUGGAGCCUGCCUGUGUCGCGGUCCUGGAGGGAACCCCUGUUCUUGUGCCAAAAUGGCAGCUUCCACUCGGAAACUGGUUCUUAAGCUCAGACAUGAGCUGGAAAUUCUGCAGAAAAGUAAGGAAGAGGCUCAUAUAAUGGCAGAUGCAUUCAGAAUUGCUUUUGAACAACAGUUAACGAGGAGAAACGACCAGGCGCUGAGACUGGCACAUGCGGAUAAGUGUAGAGGAGCAGCAGCGUGGACCAACAGGCAGCACCUGAAAGACGAGGGUAACUACGGAGAAGGGGGUGUUAGCUGCUUUGGGAUAUGGUCCAAGUCGGCACAGGAAAGAGGUAUAACUGGAGCUUUUCAUGUAGCUGCUAUUCAUUUUAAACUUAGCAAGUGUCAGGGCUAA
Molecule: messenger RNA, 593 nt
Organism: Microtus ochrogaster (prairie vole)
Lineage: Eukaryota; Metazoa; Chordata; Mammalia; Rodentia; Cricetidae
Gene: Ccdc125
Product: coiled-coil domain-containing protein 125-like
Exons: 3
Coding region: 105-593 (162 amino acids)
Biological process (GO): negative regulation of Rho protein signal transduction; negative regulation of cell motility
Cellular component (GO): cytoplasm
Source: RefSeq, a predicted model, not a curated record